Botrytis fragariae is the source of this 2913-nucleotide messenger RNA. RefSeq names its product putative sh3 domain protein. Bases 1 to 2913 code for a protein of 970 amino acids. The transcript has 5 exons. Gene Ontology annotation, biological process: establishment or maintenance of actin cytoskeleton polarity. Lineage: Eukaryota; Fungi; Ascomycota; Leotiomycetes; Helotiales; Sclerotiniaceae. Gene Ontology annotation, cellular component: cell tip; microtubule cytoskeleton. The record is from RefSeq and is a predicted model, not a curated record. Gene Ontology annotation, molecular function: protein binding.
AUGACGCGCCCGGAAAUCAUUCGCGCUGAUUCAAUUGACCUUCAAGACCAAGAUGCCCCAUCGGCGCAAGACCAUUCGAAGAAACAUGCAAACACAGCACCGUUAGGCACUGGGCCGCCUGCUCCACACCAGGCCGAAGCAUUGCGGGAAGUCGCAGCAGAAGUCGCAGACGAACAACAUAGAAGUCCAAGAGUUUCAAGAGAAUGGGCCAAUGGCGAAGGGCAAAUGAUACAAGAUUACACGAGUGACGAUUCGGCUGCUGGAGGGAACGCUGCAAUGAAUGGAAAUCAUCAACAAGACGAUUUGGCAAUUGCUCAAAAUGGAGGGUUGUCAGGUUCUGGGGGCGAGGAUGGAGAUAUGGCGGAUGCUGAGGGAGACGAUAGCAUGGAUGAUGACAUGAUGGACAAGAUCUCAAGCUCCCCGUCAAUCGACGAUGGUGGGUAUUCUCUUCCAAAAAUUUGGCCUUCUAGGUCCGACUCCCUUUCCCGGGCAAGCUCCUUGUCGUUUUCACAAGCGUGCGGCGAAAGUUCAUCCCCUUUCCUGGAGCCACCCACUUUCUUUCCAUUACAACCUAUGAGCGACCAGCUAGAUAUGGACCUGAGCCAGGUGGCUCACGAAAUUCAAUAUCAUCAUCAUCAUCUAGGUGAGUAUCUUGACCGGGCGAAUAGUACUACGUCCAAUUACGACAUCGAUGCGCUUACACCAGUGACUCCGGAGAAGUAUGGACCUUACGUGGAGAGAAACGAGCAGGACUAUAAUGAGGAGUAUUUUCAAGACCAGCUCACAGCAAUGCAUGAUUUGGACCAGGAUAUUGCGCAGACUUCGGCUUUCGAUCCUUACGAUUACGACGAGGCAAUGACCAUACCAUACGAAAGUUCCGAAGACGAGGAGGACCUAUAUUACGAGGAUGAUGAUGAUGAUGAUGAUGAUAUUCCAUAUGCUGCUGACUCUAGAUUUGUUGAUUCCGGAUGGGGUGGAGAGUGCUUACAAGAAUCAGAGGACAUCGAUUUCGAAUUCGUCUACGCGCUCCAUACUUUCGUCGCUACAGUAGAAGGCCAAGCCAAUGCAACUAAAGGAGACACAAUGGUUUUACUGGACGACAGUAACAGCUAUUGGUGGCUCGUUAGGGUAGUCAAGGACAGUAGUUACUUACCAGCAGAACAUAUCGAAACGCCUACUGAAAGAUUAGCACGACUUAAUAAGCAUAGGAAUAUUGAUCUUACGUCGGCCAUGUUGGGAGAUCAAGCAGAGAAGUCAAAGAACCCCCUGAAGAAAGCAAUCCGACGAAGGAAUGCCAAAACUGUGACAUUUACUGCGCCGACAUAUGUUGAGGCUUCAGAUGUUGACUACUCUUCUGACGAAGAUGACGGCGAUGGAGGAUUUUACGGGCAGCAAGAACAACAGACUGAACAGCAAGAGCAGACCGUUGAGGAUGAUGAGAUUGUUGCAAUAGAGCCACUCAAACCGCGCAAUGAACUUCGCGAAGUCAAAUCUGAAAGUCCAGAACGUGAUAAUUCAACCGUUAAAUCCAGCUUGGACACGACUAGGAGCAGUGACGAGAUUCUUGAAGGAAAGUCGGAAGGUAGCAAAUCUAGGAACGGUACUCUUCGCAACACGGAUUCAUUCUUCAAAGAUGAUACAGUGGAAACUCGAAAAAUUACACUUACACCAAAUCUGCUUCGCGAUGAUUCUAGCACUUCGACUCGGACAUCUAAUGAUUCGGAGAAAUUGAAGCAGAGGCCGAGCCUCGAUCGACUUGAGAAAGAUCUUGUGUCAGACAAACUUAAGGAUAAAAAGGACAAGAAGGAGAAGAAAGAUAAGGAGAAGAAGCCAGGGAUGCUUAGCGGGCUUUUCAAACGAAAAGACAAGAAAUCGAAGCACCAAGAUGAUGACCUCGAAGAUUCGAUGUCAUCAAGCAAACAUUCAAGCGAGAAUCGUGCAUCAUCUCCAUCUCCUAGCAAGGACUCAGAUCUCGCAUCUGUCGAAGAAUCGAGCCCAGAAGCGCAAAAGCAUCCUGGCAAAUUACAAAAGCAACCGCGACCGGAAACGUCACCAAGUCGAAAGCAAAGCGCGAGGGAAGCAAGGUCGAUAGAACCACAACUUGCAUCAAUUUCCGAGCGUGCAAUCGCAGCCGAUUCGGGGCCAGGGCUUUCAUUGCGUUUGGUGCAGCCUGAGCCACAAACAGCGGCCCCAAAUCAACAGGAAGCUCCCAGUUCACCCACUGUUCCGAGCCCUAAGUCACCCGGGCCAAUAUCCAAGAUCUUACAUUCCGCAAUUUCUAGCAGUUCAGAGCCCAAGCCUGUCAAAGCCAAGAAGGCAAAGGCUCGAGUCGAGUUGGAUGAUUUUGAUUCAACUUCUGAAGAGUCCGAAGCUGAAGAGCCUAUUCGUUCUUCAAGUGAACAGGCUCAACGACCUAUUCCAGGUAGCUUCCCCGAUAGUUAUAUCGCAACUCCUGCAACGGAAAAUCGUAAUGCCAUGGAAGAGAGAUUGUCGGAAUCUCCAGUACAAGUUUCUCCGAUUACACCGACGAAUUCUCAUCCACCAGCACUUAUGGUAGAUACGUCUAGUCAAGAAGAGCCACCAUCACCGAUGUCGUCAUCCCCUUCACCUUCACCUGAACUUAUUGACAAUGACGAUGUUAAGAAGGGCACUGGAAGCUCUACCACUUCAGCAUCGACACCUACAUGGAGUGACUCGCAUCUUAGGACAUUCUUUGAUGAUGACACAGAUAUUAGAGAUUUAUUAGUUGUUGUCUACGACAAAUCAGGAGUAGUACCAGCAGGGUCAGAUCAUCCAGUUGUGGGUAAUCUUUUCAAAGAAGAGAAUGCCAAAUUGGCGGAUAUAACCAACCGCUUGGAUGGAAUGCUUGGCGAUUGGUUAGCUCGCAAAAUGAGGACGCAAUCUUCAAGAUGA